Molecule: messenger RNA, 3193 nt
Organism: Pteronotus mesoamericanus
Lineage: Eukaryota; Metazoa; Chordata; Mammalia; Chiroptera; Mormoopidae
Gene: DPF2
Product: double PHD fingers 2
Exons: 12
Coding region: 686-1963 (425 amino acids)
Cellular component (GO): nucleus
Source: RefSeq, a predicted model, not a curated record
UGCCCGGGAAGGCCAUGUCGCGACUCCUACUGGGAGGGCAACAGGAGACUCCGGAGAAGACGUUUCGCUUCUUUGGAAACUUGUGGAGGCCCUGAGGGGGGCACACGGGAGCCCCUUACGGGCAGCCUCCGUGGGAUGUGUGGGGCUGUGCGGUCUGAGCACUCCUUCAGGCUUACGGUUUCCAGAGUGUGGCGCCCUUGUUGCGUAUGACGGACACAGUCCCCAGGUCGCUCCCGAGACGCCGCAGUCCGGAGGAGCCGGGCCGAGGGCGGACCCGGGACCGGCCCGUGUCCUCGCGCAGCCGGGUCGCCGAGCUCUCGCCGUCGGCUCCUGCAGCCGGCCCUGACGCAACAGGCUCGGCCGCUCGGCGCCGUGAAGCACCGCGGGACUGUUUUGUUCCAAACAGCUCUAUGACGUCGGGGUGAGGGCUCUUGGGUAUGAGGACUCAAGACCAGAAAUAUUCUCGGGAAGAAUUUGUUGAAGAGCAGAGGCAGAAGGGAGAGAACUUCAGAGGAAAGGGCCUCCGCGCCGGCCAAUCCCAGCCGUCAAAACACGGGAACUGGACGGAAGCUGUCCAGGGCGCCUUCGCCGGGCUCCAGACGCGGCGAGGUCGGCUGUCGUCGCGCCAGGCAGUAUCCUUGUGCUCGGCAGAUUUCGGGCAAAGUUAAAGUUAACGGUUGGGGAAAUGGAGAGCGGCCUGAGAGCUACGAGUGAAAGCCUUGGGGAGCAGUACUACAAAGAUGCCAUGGAGCAAUGCCACAAUUACAAUGCCCGCCUCUGUGCUGAGCGCAGCGUGCGCCUGCCUUUCUUGGACUCACAGACCGGAGUAGCCCAGAGCAACUGUUAUAUCUGGAUGGAAAAACGACACCGGGGUCCAGGAUUGGCCUCUGGGCAGCUGUACUCGUACCCUGCCCGGCGCUGGCGGAAAAAGCGGCGAGCCCACCCUCCUGAGGACCCAAGACUUUCUUUCCCGUCUAUUAAACCAGACCCAGAGCCGGCUGCCUUCAGCCCUUUUGAGCCUUGCCUCAUCCUGACCUUGCCUGCAGACACAGACCAGACCCUGAAGAAGGAGGGGCUGAUCUCUCAGGAUGGCAGUAGUUUAGAGGCUCUGUUGCGCACCGACCCCCUGGAGAAGCGAGGCGCCCCAGAUCCCCGAGUUGAUGAUGACAGCCUGGGCGAGUUUCCUGUGACCAACAGUCGAGCACGGAAGCGGAUCCUAGAACCGGAUGACUUCCUGGAUGACCUCGAUGAUGAGGACUAUGAAGAAGACACUCCCAAGCGUCGGGGCAAAGGGAAAUCCAAGGGUAAAGGUGUGGGCAGUGCCCGGAAGAAGCUGGACGCUUCCAUCCUGGAGGACCGGGACAAACCCUAUGCCUGUGACAAUAGUUUCAAACAAAAGCAUACCUCGAAAGCGCCCCAGAGAGUUUGUGGAAAACGUUACAAGAACCGACCAGGCCUCAGCUAUCACUAUGCCCACUCCCACUUGGCUGAGGAGGAGGGCGAAGACAAGGAAGACUCGCAGCCACCCACCCCGGUUUCCCAGAGGUCCGAGGAGCAGAAAUCCAAGAAGGGUCCCGAUGGAUUGGCACUGCCCAACAAUUACUGCGACUUCUGUCUGGGGGACUCAAAGAUCAACAAGAAGACAGGACAACCCGAGGAGCUGGUGUCAUGUUCUGACUGUGGUCGCUCAGGGCAUCCAUCUUGCCUGCAGUUCACCCCUGUGAUGAUGGCAGCAGUGAAGACCUACCGCUGGCAGUGCAUCGAGUGCAAGUGCUGCAACAUCUGCGGCACCUCCGAGAAUGACGACCAGCUGCUAUUCUGUGAUGACUGCGAUCGUGGCUACCACAUGUACUGUCUUACCCCGUCCAUGUCUGAGCCUCCUGAAGGAAGUUGGAGCUGCCACUUGUGUCUGGACCUGCUGAAGGAGAAAGCCUCCAUCUACCAGAACCAGAACUCCUCUUGAUGUGGCCACUCCCCCUGUCCCCACCCCCCACCCCCGUACAUCUAGGGCUGUUUUCUCCUCUCUUGUUUUUCAUGCCCACCUUUUCCUUCCUCCUGUCUCUCACAAGUCCAGAGAACUGGGGGUGGUUGUGCCGGCCUGCCUCGCCACAGCACGCUGAGGUGGCAGCUCUGACUGCCUCUGGCCCCAGGCCCUCAGGGAGAACGGAGCAGCGUACUGCCCCAAGGCGUACCUGGGGGCCCAGCUUCUCACGGCUCUCCAUGAAGUGCAUUCACUUGCCUGCCUUGGGCCCUGGCCCUGGCGAUCACAGGGUUCAGACAGUGUCCACUGAGAAAGAGUAGGGGAGCAGUUCACUUCUCUCUGAGCUUUGCCUCCACUCUGGUCCCCAGGGUUUUCCCUUCCCCCAGAGGCAAGCCCGGCCAGGUCCUUUACUAGGAGUAGCUGGGAGUGAGCAACUGAGCAAACUGAGGAUGCGCUUGCAAGGAGCUUUCCAUGCCUUUCCUGCUGCUUAGCCUCACCACCUCCUUCCCCGAUGGUGGUUCUCUGCAGCUCUUUGUUCCUGCUCUCCACGAUCCUUUGCCUGAGCCAGGAUGCUCUUCGUCACUCUCUGGGCACUGCCCUGUCCCACCCUGGGGGGAGUGGCAGCUUCAUUCUGAUUCCUCCUCGUGCUCACCUGGCUCUCACAGGCAGUCUGUAGUGACUGCAGCAUUCCCCACCCUUGGAACUUCCUAUCUUUUGCCUCCCGUCCUUACUCCCUUUGGUUUUGUGGGGAGAGGGAAAGCAUCAGGGGGCCAGGCCAGCCGCUUGGGGGUCCCAGGGAGAAGUUGGACAAUGUGCCUGUUUUUUAACUCGAUGAAAAAGCCUACCUCCAAAGUCCCCUUUUUGUUCUUCCUAGACCUGGGUAUUUAGCUCCUGCCCUUAACUGAAUUGGGAGCCUCUGCCUCCUGCUCUGCGUAUCCUGGCUCCUGGGUCAUGGGGAAGCCACAUAGACAUCCCUUUCUUCCCUUGCACGCUCACUAGCAGCUGGUAAGGUCUUCACACCCUGAUUCCUCAGUUUUCUGCCUGGUGACACUUUUAAGUAGUGGGAGGGACACUCCAAUGCCAGGGCAACCUGGAGUGGCCUUCCUAUUGGCCGUGGGCAGGCCCUAAUUCACUGUCGCUUUGGAGUUGUGUCUUUUUUCUUUAGUUCCUGUUAAUUCUAAACAUUAGUACAAAUAAACGUUUUUACACAGA